Messenger RNA from Lichtheimia ornata, 1428 nucleotides. RefSeq lists its product as uncharacterized. Gene Ontology annotation, biological process: protein phosphorylation; regulation of MAPK cascade; intracellular signal transduction. Lineage: Eukaryota; Fungi; Mucoromycota; Mucoromycetes; Mucorales; Lichtheimiaceae. Gene Ontology annotation, cellular component: cytoplasm. The coding region runs from base 1 to 1428 and encodes 475 amino acids. The transcript has 5 exons. The record is from RefSeq and is a predicted model, not a curated record. Gene Ontology annotation, molecular function: protein serine/threonine kinase activity; ATP binding.
AUGCUCCAUUGUAUGCCAGCUUAUUCUCAACAACAGCAAGCUGAUACGAAAGCAAUGCUCCAAUCGAAAGAAAACCACAACAGGCGAUCGCCAGGCUUGCUUGGAAACAAACGAUCCUCAUUCAGCAACUUGAGAAAGAGCAAAUCGCUUACCACCACCACUCCCAACCAACGUGCACGAUCUGCAUCGGCUGCAGCUAUGCGAAAGCCAUCCGACAUGAUGACUAUUGACAUGACGAUGAAGCGUCGAUCCACCGGUUGCUUGCGACGUGGCUCAUUCUUGGACUCAUCCAGCAAAUCGAUUACUUCUCAAGGAGGCAUUGGCAAGGAGGUGUGGCGUCCACCAGGAUUCUACGAGAUUCCUAAUAUCCUUGGUAAUGCUUUCUUGAAGCCUGAGCCCAUGGCAUCAGCUGCAAAGACCUAUAGCUUGCGUCCCUAUACACCAGGAAAGCACAUUUCUAAAAAGCCUUGGUUGUCUGUCGGGCCACAUUCCGAGAUUCCUCAAUUACCGCCUCUUGCUCGUACCGAAAAUGAAUUUGAGCGGAGAAUUCGUAAAGCGUUGCCCAAGGUGCAAGUCUCUUCUCUUGAUCCACGCAACAAGUACGGCAACUUCAAGGAAAUAGGCACAGGAGUCAAUGGAUCGGUGGUACGUGCUGGUCAUCGUUACAAAAAGAACCUCUUGUUGGCUAUUAAAAGGUGUCGGCUUGAUCCCGAUCGUGAAUACCGAUCAGCUAUUGUACGUGAGCUUCGGAUCAUGGCUUCCGGCCAUAGCAACUUGAUUCGACUCCGCGAAGUGUCACUCUGGCGUGAUGAUGUUUGGAUGGCGAUGGAUCUUCAACGGUGCUCUGUAUUUGCCGUGCUUUGUCAGCGAGGCAUUCCUGAAGAAUAUGCCAUUUAUAUUACUUGCGAGACACUCAAGGCACUGGUUUAUUUGCAUGGCAAAGGAUUCAUUCAUCGUGAUAUUAAAUGCGAGAACUUGUUGCUGGGUUGGAAUGGCGAGGUCAAGCUUGCUGAUUUUGGAUUGGCUACUCGUACCAAUCGACGCAACAGGGAACGUCUUGGCACCAGCAAAUGGAUGGCACCUGAAGUGAUUCGAGAACAAUAUUACGACGAAAAGAUCGACAUGUGGUCCCUCGGCAUCACCGUGAUUGAAAUGAUGGAUCGCGUGCCACCUCAUUAUCUUAUCAAGGAUGAGAUUGAAUUGUUUGCUUCCAUCCUUAGUGAACCCAGCCCUACAUUUACCUACAGCUAUCCCACCAUGUACAUGCGUGGUCUUGUGGCAUGGCUCUUGGAUGAAGCUCCACAAACUCGUCCCACAGCCAAGGAGGUGUUGGCGGAGAUUGACGCGCAUGUGCAAAAUCGACUGCUGAAAUGUGCCAGCAUUGGUGAAACAGCUCGUUUCAUCAAUCAUGUCCUGCCACCUGCAUAG